CGUUUGGGACAUGGUACGAGUUAGAGAUUCUCUCCCCAAUUUUCCUUAUUCAUUCACUGUUGCUUCCACUUAAUUAGUGGGAACUGAGAAAGAUAACGUCUUCUCCAUUAAUACCCACCAGCCAAAUUCUGUACUUUUGCUCAUUUCCUGUUUUCUGGGUUCUUCUUCUUCUUGCUCUCUAAUGGCGCUCUGUGCAUUCUCAUUCCCUGCUCAUGCCAACCGAGUUCCAGAUCCUGCAAAGUUCAGUUCUUUUUCCGCUACGGGAAGAGAUCUGCUUUCCCUGUCUCCCCACAACGUCAAUCAGUCCAAGAGAAGGGGUAAUGGUGGGGUUUAUGCAUCAUUGUCAGAAAGAGGGGACUAUCAUUCUCAGAGUCCCCCAACUCCUCUCCUUGAUACCAUCAACUACCCAAUUCAUAUGAAGAAUCUUUCACUCAAGGAGCUGAAACAACUGGCAGAUGAGCUGAGGUCUGAUGUGAUCUUCAAUGUCUCCAAGACUGGAGGCCACUUAGGCUCCAGCCUUGGUGUUGUGGAGCUCACUGUGGCUCUUCACUAUGUCUUCAAUUGCCCUCAGGACAAGAUUCUUUGGGAUGUAGGCCAUCAGUCAUAUCCACAUAAGAUCCUGACUGGGAGAAGAGACAAGAUGCACACCAUCAGACAGACAAAUGGACUUGCUGGCUUCACAAAACGGUCUGAGAGUGAAUAUGAUUGCUUUGGAACUGGUCAUAGCUCCACAACUAUCUCUGCUGGCUUAGGAAUGGCUGUGGGAAGGGACCUAAAGGACAGAAAGAACAACGUAGUUGCUGUGAUCGGUGAUGGAGCGAUGACAGCUGGCCAGGCUUAUGAAGCCAUGAACAAUGCUGGUUACCUAGACUCUGAUAUGAUUGUGAUUCUCAAUGACAACAAACAAGUCUCUUUACCUACGGCUUCUCUCGACGGACCUAUACCACCCGUUGGAGCUCUGAGCAGUGCACUCAGUAGACUGCAAUCGAACAGGCCUCUCAGGGAACUAAGAGAAGUUGCUAAGGGAGUCACAAAACAACUUGGUGGACCGAUGCAUGAAUUGGCUGCUAAGGUUGAUGAGUACGCUCGUGGGAUGAUAAGUGGUUCUGGAUCAACCCUUUUCGAAGAGCUUGGUCUUUAUUACAUUGGUCCAGUUGAUGGACACAACAUAGACGACCUUGUGUCAAUCCUCAAUGAGGUUAAGAGUACCAAAACAACUGGUCCAGUCUUGAUCCAUGUUGUGACAGAGAAAGGCAGGGGAUAUCCCUAUGCUGAAAAGGCUGCUGACAAGUACCAUGGAGUGGCCAAGUUUGAUCCAGCAACAGGAAAGCAAUUCAAGUCAAGCGCUCUUACUCAAUCAUACACCACAUACUUCGCAGAGGCUCUAAUUGCAGAAGCUGAAGCUGACAAAGAUAUUGUAGCAAUCCAUGCAGCAAUGGGUGGUGGGACCGGGCUGAACAUGUUUCUUCGCCGGUUCCCUACUAGGUGCUUUGACGUUGGGAUAGCAGAGCAACAUGCGGUCACAUUUGCUGCCGGGCUAGCAUGUGAAGGACUCAAACCAUUCUGUGCUAUAUAUUCAUCUUUCAUGCAGAGGGCUUAUGACCAGGUAGUCCAUGAUGUCGAUCUUCAGAAGCUUCCUGUCAGAUUUGCAAUGGACCGAGCUGGGUUAGUUGGAGCUGAUGGACCAACACAUUGUGGAGCUUUUGAUGUCACUUUCAUGGCAUGUCUUCCCAACAUGGUGGUCAUGGCUCCUUCAGACGAGGCAGAGCUUUUCCACAUGGUCGCUACUGCUGCUGCUAUAGAUGAUCGCCCCAGCUGUUUCCGGUACCCGAGAGGUAAUGGUUUGGGAGUCGAGUUGCCACCUGGAAACAAAGGAGUUCCCCUUGAGGUUGGUAGAGGGAGGAUACUUAUGGAAGGGGAGAGAGUGGCACUUCUGGGAUAUGGAACAGUAGUGCAAAGCUGUCUGGCAGCUGCCUCGUUAGUCGAACCUCAUGGAAUCCGGCCAACGGUUGCAGAUGCUAGAUUCUGCAAGCCCCUGGACCAAGCAUUGAUCAGGAGGUUGGCAAAAUCACACGAGGUUCUGAUCACUGUUGAAGAAGGAUCCAUUGGUGGGUUUGGCUCCCAUGUCGUGCAAUUCCUAGCUCUCGAUGGACUUCUUGAUGGCAAUCUCAAGUGGAGACCACUGGUUCUCCCUGACCGGUACAUCGACCAUGGGGCACCAGGUGACCAGAUGGUGGAAGCUGGUCUCACACCGUCUCACAUUGCAGCAACUGUGCUCAACAUACUGGGACAAAAGAGGGAAGCACUGCAGAUUAUGUCUUAGGUGCAGAGAAGCAAGAGAUCUUAUUACUUAGAGAAAAUGUAUAGAACUGUGAGUGAUGUGGGAAGUGUAGGAAUUUCACUGUAAGCUUCCAGCUUUUGUAUAAAGAGAGAAUGUAUUAGUUCUUCUACAUACCGGAAGAAAGUUUCCAACCUUUUUUGUGAGUUCAAAAGCUUGUGGAGGAAUGUGAUAGCAGUCAUGGUCCAGUUGAGUUAAAUAUCAAAGCUUCUUCCUUUCCUGCUGUUUCAGCAGAAGGGUAUUCACUACUGGUAUGACUUUGUAUAUUGUGAUGAAACCAAAGCAGGGAGACACGAUUAUAACAGCUUCUGACUGGCUAAAAGAUGUCUUAACAUUUUGUAUACUAGAACAACUAUGUAGAUCAUGAACUGGUACUAAGUUGACAUUCUAAGCCUGAUAAAGGAAGUUUCAAUGGUGCAAUGAAACAAGAGGAAGGUGGGGCGGUGGAGCUGAGUGAAAACGAGGAGGGGAGUGGGUUAGUGUCAUGAACAAGUUGAUCCCAAUAACUCGAGUUGUUGGGAGAAGUUCAAUCGUGAUCAUAUACCACAACACUAACAGUUAGGACAAUGGAGAGGGGCGUGUGAGCAAGUGACACGAUGCAAGGAAAGGGAAAAAGGAAGUGGGCAAGAAAAGCAAGAGAGGUUUUGUGCCAACAAGUCGAGUUGACUUGGGAAUGUGGUGGUGAAAUGGUGAGUGAGUGAGUGGAUUAGGUUUUCCGGUGGAUUCAGUUGGCUCAUGUUCAUGCACCAACACAACAAAUAUGGGGAUAAUAACGAAUUGUGGACAGUGGCCAGUUGGGGGAACGCGCUGUUGUUGGUGAUGCACGUUCAAAAUAACAAGUGGCAUAGCAUAGUUUUGUAUUCAAGUUUGGCACAAAAUUUACUUUCUAUUGUAGAUAGGGAUGAUAUUGGACGGGAAAUCAAAGAAGCGACUCAUAGUCUUUGACAAAAAAAAAAAAAAAAUGGUAUUGGACGGGUCACUCGUCAAGCUCCUCAUAAAGAGUUUGGGUGAGAUGCUUCCAAUUAGACACACCACAAUUUGAGCCGUCAAAAUCGUAAAUUCAUCCGCUACGUUAUCUUAAACUCCUCUGUCUCUACAAUCUUCCUCUGUCAUCUCCUUAGUUCUCAAUAAAAUUCCUUCUUUAUAUCUUGGGUAAAAUUAUGAUCUGAUACAUCCAUUCACUGAUUUCUAUAAGAAGUAUUGUGAAAUCUUUGAUUACCAAUAUUUAUUUCCAACUUCAAGUUUAUUUCUUAACUAAUUAUCAACUGAGGUUCCUCUAUUUUCUGUCGAAUUUCUUCAUCUAAAUAUUUGACUUUCAUCGAUAUGUUCUUACGUAGUCCCAAAGUCCCCAAUACCGACACACAUUAAUGCUACUAGUUAAUUAGCCCGUGCUACGCAACGGGUUUGAGUUAAUUUAUGAAUUGUGAUGAUUAACCAAGGAUAAAAGUAUCCAAUAAUUUUUUUAGAAAAAAUCCCAAAUAUCAAAUAUGUAAGGCUUGACCCUAUUGAAAAUAUGAAAAUUUUAAUUUUACCAUGUUAGAGAAAAUAAGUGAAAGUACCGAAGCAAUAACUAAAUAAUGGAUAUUAGAAAAGGAAAUAUGUUAACUUGAAAAGGAUUUUCAGUAGAAUGAAAAAUAAGUAACGAUGACGGAUAUACAAAUCUUCAACAGAUAAUGCCAGUUCUAAUAGUGCACUACUUGAAAAGUAGUGAUAUCCAAGGCCAAACGACUAAUCGAGUGCUUCAAGUAAUCGUAAGUCCACUAAAGAGAUCUUAAAUUCGGAUGGAAUAGGUAAUAAUGACAUGGUUUGGGUGGUUGGUUACAAUAUAAGGAAUAAAUUCGC
This is a messenger RNA of Linum trigynum, 4180 nucleotides long. Lineage: Eukaryota; Viridiplantae; Streptophyta; Magnoliopsida; Malpighiales; Linaceae. The record is from the annotation of a GenBank genome assembly.